Astyanax mexicanus (Mexican tetra) is the source of this 1420-nucleotide messenger RNA. RefSeq lists its product as uncharacterized. The coding region runs from base 108 to 1007 and encodes 299 amino acids. The record is from RefSeq and is a predicted model, not a curated record. Lineage: Eukaryota; Metazoa; Chordata; Actinopteri; Characiformes; Acestrorhamphidae. The transcript is spliced from 8 exons.
AAAGUGGCCUCUUCUAUAUUUGCCACAAUUGAAGGGGUGGGUGUAUAUAUAACAGCUUCUGUUCAGAGAAUGAAGGUUACCUUUAAAGCUCUUCCGCUGUUUUCAAGAUGCAUCGAAGACUGAUUCUUUAUUGCUUGUUCACUUUAAAAGCUGUUCUUUCAAACAUCAGUCAGUCUCCUGAACUCGUGAAGGUCCCACUUGGAGGCACAGCUUAUCUGCAGUGUGAUCUGGGGCAUUUGAUGACAGUGUGCGAUGUUAUCUCAUGGUAUAAAUUGCACCCAAGAACUCAACAGCUGAACAAAACCACAGCCAUUAAUACUGAGACGCUUGAAGAAGGACAAUGUCUGGGAGUUUUCCAUAACAUAACUGUACGUGAUUCAGGAAUAUACUACUGUGUCGUUGUGUAUACUGUUAUGAUGUACAUGGGCAACGGCUCCAGGGUCAUCGUAACAGAGCCCAAUCGCCAGCCUACACUCAUACUACAGGUCCCACAGGAGAGUGCAGGGUGGAAUGUCUCUCUGCAGUGUCUGGUGAUGGGGGUCACCCCGUCUGAAGUUCACGUUUCUUGGGUCAUUAGGAAGAGAGUAAUGACCGGUUGGACAGAAUCAGGCUGGACGAAUGACAGCGAUUCAGCUUUAGAGUUUACCAGAGCUCAUAUUACUCUUCCCUCAGAGAAAUGGAUGGAUGAUGUUCAGUGUGUGGUUGAACUGGAUGACAGAAAAUUCUUCACGUCUCUGAAAACAGAUGUAUGUUUACUCUCCUUGGGCUUGAAUGCAGCAUUUGUCAUCAUUGUUGUGACUGUCGUUAUUGCUGUUCGUACAUGCCUAGCAAAACAGAAGAGUUUUACUGUGAGGUCUCAUGGUGUAGCAUCUCAGGUCAGACGCAGGAAUGGUAAACGGGGAACACACACAGUAGAGGGAUUGUGCAUAACGGAAGUGCAGUAUGCAAGCUUGGACCUGACUGAUACUGAACAUCACAGCAGGACUGCUUUAAGCCAGAUUCGCUAGAAGUGUUAUAGAAGUUUGUUGUUAAUAUUAGUCUCCUGAAUUUGUGAGUACCGGUAAUUGGAAAAAUGUGUAAAGUAUGUAAGAAAAUGUAAAAAAAAAAAAAAAACAUAUUCAUCAAAUUGUUUAUUUUUUUUUAUUAAUGAUUAAAAAAUUAAAUUAAAUUAAUAAACAACAAAUAAUUACUGGGACUAUAAGCACUGAAGGCAGCAGACUGAGGUUCAAUUUCUCACCCAGGCAAACAGAACCUCAUACAGCUUAUGAUCUGUGCGCAACAUUCCUCUACGUUUUAGGAUGUGUUGUACCAUCAAGGUCUAAAUGAUUGAUUGUUUUUAAUGAAAUGGUCAAAUGUCUUACUUUUAAUAUCUGAUAUGUGUUCUGUGUUCUAUUGUGAAUAAAAUAUAGGUUGCAAAUCA